CCUUCAAUCCCGAUAUUGAAAGCUGCUCACGCGCAUCUCAAAAUCAUCCAUCUUGCAGGAGAAGUUCCUGCAGGUUCUCUUGCGCCAUGAUGCAGAAUGCAGACAUACUGGGGGCAGGCAGUGGGGGGCCAAGGUGAGCAGCCACACUCCGACGGGGAGCCAGUCCUGCCCACCAUCCCACCUGGGCUUGAACUCCUCAACUCAGCUGCCAAACAAAUCCCAGUGCGGGGGUGUGGUGAAUAUUUCAUCUAUUCCAUCCUCGGGAGCCGCUUACCUUGCCUUCCUUUUUCUAGGGGUGUGGUGGUGUGGGCGCACAGCAGCCAUCCCACAUCAACCAGGACCCUGGGCGGGCCAAAAAGCGGUGACAGGCGCAAAAGAAAUCCCCACUCAGGCUUCACCGCAUACCCACUUGGUAGGCCACAACUGGGUCCAACUGGAACCACUCCAGAGACCACACUUCAGCACUGCAUCUGGCGCUUGUCCAGGAUUAGCUGGCCUGGGUGGGCCAACCCCUCCAAUUUUCUUGCCAGUCACCUCACUUUUGACCAUCGUGAGCGCUACUUUCACGAGGGGUUUGUCUCUCUCAUUAUCAUUUUCCUUUUGGGCUGGAUACGCGAACCCGCUGGUCGGACAGUUGCACAUUUUCUUUUGGAGCGGGAGAAGGGCAGAAGGACACACACGACGGUAUCCAUCUGGUCCCAUCUACGGCAGUUGAAAGGAUUUUCAAAAGACGACACCAACCACACCGCCCCGGACGCUGUUGCUGCAUACAAUACAUCAUUCAAGACCACAGCCAUACCAUGCCCCCGCAACAAAGGUGACAUUCAGACAAAAACCAGAGACAUCGUUUUUUUUCCUGAAAGCAAGGACGAAAGCAGACACGCGAUGCCCAACCUCUCACCCCCCAACACCCUCCCCCUCGCUCAGCUCCUCACCACCUUCCUCUCCUCUUUCACCGACCUCUACCACACGCUCCUCGCAUCCCUCCAAAAGCGCUUCAAUCCCCACGCCGCCCUCGCCGGAGAUGAGGAUCACCUCCUAAACGGCAUCUGGUUCUUUCUUUUGUUAUUGGAGGCCCUGAUCGUGCUCGGGGUGCUGUUGCAGGCUGUCGUAAGAGGAUUGAAGUGGAGGAUCAAAAGGAGGAAGGCGAUGGUGAUGAGCCGGCCGGGGAGUUCAUAUCAGUGGGAGGGGCGGGGUGGUAGUGGGCAGGGGUGGAUGGUGCCGUCUACACCGUCGAGGGAGAAGGGUUUUGUGAGGAGGGAUAGUAAUGCUAGGUGGGAGCAGGAUGGGUGGUGGCAAGAGGGGGAAGGGCACGGGCUUGAGAGGGAUUAUGGUGUUGGCGGGCACGACAAGGGGUAUUGA
Molecule: messenger RNA, 1362 nt
Organism: Podospora pseudocomata
Lineage: Eukaryota; Fungi; Ascomycota; Sordariomycetes; Sordariales; Podosporaceae
Source: RefSeq, a predicted model, not a curated record